Fusarium venenatum is the source of this 1227-nucleotide messenger RNA. The record is from RefSeq and is a predicted model, not a curated record. Lineage: Eukaryota; Fungi; Ascomycota; Sordariomycetes; Hypocreales; Nectriaceae.
AUGGCCAACCAUGCGAGUACCUCAUCAGAGUGCCCUCUCGAUGCGUCCCGACUCAUAGUCACAAAGACAGACAAGCUCAAUCCCAUUCCUGAACCUGGCUCAGCCGAGCUUUGGGCGCAGAAUGCAUGCUGCGACCACAUGGUCAUUGCUCGUUGGAGUGUCGACCAAGGCUGGGAAGCGCCCGAACUAAAGCCUUUUGGGGACAUUUCCAUAUCCCCAGCUGCAUCAUGUCUUCACUACGCUACGCAGUGCUUUGAGGGUAUGAAGGUUUACCGUGGGUUCGAUGGCAAACUGCGGUUGUUCAGGCCUGAGCGAAAUGCGAAGAGGCUUGUCAUGAGCUCUCAACGAGUGUCACUACCUGGAUUUGAUGAGGAGGAGCUGGUGAAAUUAAUCAAGGCACUAGUCCGGUUAGAUUGCCCGAGUGAGAUCCCUCAUAGUCCCCUCUAUGUUUUCUCCUUACUAAUAAGAUGGCUUACCAAAGACAAGCCUGGGAAAUUCCUGUAUAUUCGCCCUGCCGUAAUUGGUAAUGGCCGACAAAUUGGAAUCCAGAUUCCAGCCGAGGCUACUAUUAUUAUACUUAUGGUAUCUUGGCCUGACUACUCCUCUGAAACACCCCCUGGCGCCCCUCCAAAACAACAUGGGCUUCGUCUUCUGACCUCAGAAAAUGGAUCUGCGCGAGCUUGGCCAGGCGGCUUUGGUUACGCCAAAAUUGGUGCUAACUAUGGACCUAGUUUCCUUUCACUGGGAGAAUGCCAUAAGAGAGGUUAUGAUCAAAUUCUUUGGGUUUUAGGCCCAGACUCUCAGGUCACUGAGGCUGGUGCCAGUAACUUUUUCGUGCUUAUCAAGAACCAUGAUACCGGGCGUCCCGAGCUCAUUACGCCGCCUCUGGAUGACAAAAUCAUUCUGGAAGGCAUCACUAGACAAUCUGUCUUGGAUCUAGCUCGGUCGAGACUGUCAGAUCAACUUGAUGUAGUCGAAACCAAAUUCAACAUGCAUGAUCUGAAGGCAGCGUGGAAAGAGGGGCGCAUUCUUGAAGCCUUUGUAUCAGGCACAGCUUUCUUCAUUUCGCCUGUUUCAAUUAUUGCUUUUGAAGGAGAAGACAUCGAUAUUCCGCUGAAAGGGUCCGUCCCCUCUGGGGGAUGCGCUGAAACGAUUAAAGGAUGGCUGAGAGAUAUUAUGUUUGGUAAUGUAGAUCACGAGUGGGGAAUUGUUGUCCACGAGGAAUAA